AUGACAUGGCCCGCCUCACGCUGGGCAACGAACCCCUACUAUGCCCUAGUGGUGUUCGUCAUCGCAUGUGGCAGCAUUCCCAAAGGUUACGAUGAGGGUGGCUACAGCGCCAGCGUUGAUCUUCCGUCCUUCGCUGCCGAUUUCAACCUGAUCAAAUCCCACUGGACAGACGACCCGACCGGACUGGCCAACCGCUCCGCCAAUAUCAUCUCCUUCAAUGUGCUGGGCGCGGCCUUCGGGGCCCUGUUCGCGCUGGAGCUGAACGACCGUCUUGGGCGACUCGUGACGUGGCGACUGGCAUGCCUGCAGUGGGCAUCGGGGAUGUUCAUUCAGGUGUUUUCGUCGGGCAUCUAUGGCUUGCUGCUCUUUGCCCGGAUCUGGAGUGGUUUGGGAGCCGGCGUACUGACGGUCGCAGCGCCAAUGUACCUAUCCGAGAUCGCACCUGCAAGGACCAGGGGUCUGGUCGUUAGCGUGUACAUGGUGAUUCUACUGGCCGUGCUGGCCAUGGGGUUCUUCAUCAAUUACGGCGCCAGUGUCCACAUGGCCGCCACACGCGCCCAGUACCGUUUAGUUCAGGCGAUCCCGCUCAUCCCGGUCGGGAUCGUGUUCGGCUUGUCCUUCCUCUGUCCCGAGACCCCCCGGUACCUUGUCUCGAAGCAGCGCCACAAGGAAGGGCGGGAGGUCCUGGCGCGCUUGCGCGGCUUGGCCGUUGACGACCCGGACUUGGAGAAGGAGUUUGAGAUGAUUGACGCGCAGAUGCAAGAACGAGUGACCGACCUGGCCUCUGUCACGCACUGGUCCGCGUUCAAGGAAACACAAAUGAAUCCCAACUACCGCCAGCGGUUCUGGCUGCUCAUGACAAUGCAGACGAUUGCACAAUGGACAGGCGGAAACGGGAUCACUUACUACGUGACCAAUAUCUUCAAGUCAGAGAUUCGCAUGCCUAUGAUCGUUCACGAAGCUAACAUUCUUGGUAUGUAUAGAUACGCCGGCAUCACGGGCAAUGCCGAGUCCCUGAUCUCGUCCGGCGCGUAUGGAAUCGUCAAACUCAUCUUCACCAUGGCGUUCACCUGGGGUCUGAUCGACUUCCUGGGCCGCCGGCGGUGCGCGCUCGCAGGGCUGGCCCUGCAGCUCGCAGCCCACAUUUACAUGGGCGCAUACAUGGGCUUGCGACCUGGCUCAGCGAGCAAUGCCUCCGCCUCCGAUGCCGCCAUCGCCUCCGUCUUUGUCUAUGCGGUGGGAUGGUCAAUUGGCCUCUGCACGAUUCCCUACCUGUACGGCACGGAGAUCUUCCCAACCCGCAUCCGCAACGUGAGCUACGCCGUCAGCAUGGCCCUACAUUGGUUUUUUCAGUUCGCCGUUGUCCGUGUGACCGGGAACAUGUUCGUCUCCCUCGACGUCUGGGGCGCUUAUCUCUUCUGGGCCAUUAUUUGCGUCCUGGGCCUGAUCAUUCUCGGCGUCUGGAUGCCCGAGACCAAGGGUGUUCCCAUCGAGUGCAUGGGGGACCUCUUCGAUGGACCAUGGUAUCUUCGCUGGCGUGCAAAGCCGCAUGAGUGGAGUGAACCAUCUGUCUCGUCUGUAACCGAGACUGUUACGCCCAGUGAUGAAAAGACUCCGAUGCCCGGCAAUACCGCGCUGUAA
Penicillium lagena is the source of this 1641-nucleotide messenger RNA. RefSeq lists its product as uncharacterized. Lineage: Eukaryota; Fungi; Ascomycota; Eurotiomycetes; Eurotiales; Aspergillaceae. Gene Ontology annotation, cellular component: membrane. Gene Ontology annotation, biological process: carbohydrate transport; transmembrane transport. The transcript is spliced from 3 exons. Bases 1 to 1641 code for a protein of 546 amino acids. Gene Ontology annotation, molecular function: carbohydrate:proton symporter activity. The record is from RefSeq and is a predicted model, not a curated record.